Messenger RNA from Microstroma glucosiphilum, 3390 nucleotides. RefSeq names its product TPR-like protein. NCBI's taxonomy places the organism in Eukaryota, Fungi, Basidiomycota, Exobasidiomycetes, Microstromatales, Microstromataceae. The coding region runs from base 69 to 3338 and encodes 1089 amino acids. Gene Ontology annotation, molecular function: protein binding. The transcript has a single exon. The record is from RefSeq and is a predicted model, not a curated record.
CACUAGACUACCCACUUCUUCCGCUUCCUCUGCUAGACGACGUCACUUCAAGGCUUCGGUAUACCAUUAUGGCUGACGCCACCUCUCCCAGAGCUUCGGCAUCGACUUCAUCUGCGGAGUGGGAUCUUAUCGCACUCUCAGCGCAGGCGUCGUCCACUUCUUCGCUGUGCAAAGGGGAGCUCUCGCCAUCCUUCCACACCCAGACAGCCCAGCGUCUCCUGGCCCAGUAUGCAGCCUCUUCCUCUUCUCUUCCUGCUAGUCUGAAGUGGGACCAGUCUAGCUCUCCUUUCGAUGCUAUCCAGCUAGCAGCAGCGGCACUUGCGGCUUUCGUCCAGCUCAAUUGGACGGGACCCGCUGUACCAGAGGAUAUCCAGCCAGCAACUCUCCUUCGCUGGGCAAACCCUUCCGCUUUCCCUCCUCGCUCUGUGCAAGACGAUGAUGAGGCGGAGACGAGGCAGUCAGAGGAUUUCGAGGCUCGAUUGCGCUCCCAGGCUCUCGAUUCCCUCACCUGCGAAGGUGAGCCUGCGUACCACCUCUGCGAGCAGCCCAUCUAUCUCGUCGUCGCACUCGAUGUGCUCAAGACCCUCAGCCGUACCCUGCCAAUUCAGGAACAGCCCGAGUCUCUUCCCUGGUGGAGAUUAAGAGCUGCCAGCAUACACAACCGCAUACUGGAUACCGCUGUACCCCUCCCUCGGUCCGUUCUCGCACCCGUAGAUGCGCUUCUGGAGAAGCUCGCUAGCCGUGCUGCAGCUGCUCCUGCCUCUGCCUCUGCCUCUGCCUCUGCCUCUGCCUCUGCCGAUGCAACGAGCAGCCCCUCCUCACCGGGUGCUCUACACGCCCGACUACUACUUGAGCGCGGUCUGGCUCUAUCGCGAGUUGGGCAAGACAAGGAGGCCAACGAGUACUUUGUCAAGGCUGGACAGGCCUCGGGCUUGAAGUACGAGCUGACUGGCGCAAUGGGAAAGAAGACGAAGUUUCAAAAGGAGGAAAAGACUAUUCUGGUCGUUUUGGCGGAGAGUACGAGGGAGCUAGAAGGCGAAGAGGCUGAGAGCAAUGCUGGAUCUGGCGCAGACAGGGAAGAAGCUGCUCUUCUGGAAGGGGAGGACGAGGUGGCUCCUCUACCUUCUACAGGUUGGAAGGCAGCGCCUGCAUCAGGUCAACGAUCAGACCUUCCUGCGAACUACCAGCUCAACGACGAUACACUCCUCGAGCAGACGCGAUUCACCUCGAACAGCUCUUCGGAAUCCAUAUCCCAUCGAGAUCCUGCCAAUCAGCCGCCCCUCGCCCCCUUGGACCAGGCUGUACUCCUGGCGCUAUCCCUAGCGAUCCGCAACGCAGCUCCUGAGCAUGGCCUGACUACAUCGCAGAUUUCAGCCUUUGUGGCCAGAGUUGCUCAGCAUCCUCGCAAUUGGUCAGUCUACACCAUGGCUCUUCUCCUCCGAUCACGUCUCGAGGCUACACGCACUCGUACUGCAGAACGAGCCGUGCUGCAAUUGCAAGCACUGCUGGAUCAGAUGCCGACUUCAGACUCGACUUCCCAAGAGCGGCUGCGGUACUUCUAUCAGCUCGACCUACCUCCAAAAUGGGAGCUUCAGGCCGAAUUGGCAAAGAGGUACGCUACGUUGGGUGUGCUCAGAUCGGCAUUGGAGAUCUUUGAAAAGAUUGAGCUGUGGGAGGAAGUUGUGCACAUGCUUGGAUCCAUGGGUCGGCAAGAGGAAGGCAUCGAGGUGAUCCAAGAUCUCCUCUCGGGAAAGAAAGUCGAGGCCUCGCAAGCCAUUGUGAGCCGCAAGUCCACCUCUUCCUCUUCGCCCGCGACUGCUGCAAUGACUUCCACGCUCAACACUGCCCGUCAGGCAAAGCUGUGGUGUUUGCUAGGAGACCUACAGCCAGCACAAGCAGAAGCGCACUACACGAAGGCUUGGGAGCUCUCCGGACGACGCUCGGCACGCGCUGCGCGCUCCCUCGGCGGGCUAUACUUCUCUCAAGCUUCACCAGACUACGGACUAGUCGUCUCCUGGCUACACAGAGCCCUAAAGAUUUCUUCUCUCAUGGCGCGCAGCUGGUUCAUGCUCGGCUGUGCGUACAUGCGAAGGGAAGAGUGGGGCAAAGCCGCGCGAUCCUUCCGUAGGACUACUGCCAUCGAUGAGGAGGACGGUGAGGCCUGGAACAACCUUGCCAGCUGCUACCUGCGCAUGGUAAACGGUGCCACCGUCGAAGACAUCGAGGCGGACGAUCCUGAAAUGGAGGAGCAGGGACGAGGAGAGGACGGCGGAAACGAGUCCGACCGCACCCUCCGCACAGACUCGGGCGUUGAGCUCAGCUCUUCAGACGAAGCACAGCUCGAGGAUGGCAAUGAUGACCAGGAGAGGGACGCUUCCCGUCGCGAGGUCCUCACGCCCUUUGUCCUCAAGACGCUCGCGCACCGCUGUCUCCGUCACGCCCUUCGUCACAAUCCCGACUCGUGGAAAGUCUGGUCCAACUACAUGAUCGUCAGCGUCGAUGUGGGCGAGAUGAACGAGGCUUGUCGCUCCCUCGCCAAAGUCGUACAACUCAAGUCACGCUCUGCCUCCAAUGGAGCUGGAGGUGGAGGGGGAAGAAUUGGAGAGGAAGACGUGGAUUGGCAGGUGCUGGACCGGUUGGUCGAUGCGGUCAUUCGUUCUCCCGGACAGACGGUUGAAGAGGUUCAGGAGGAGGUGGAAGAGGAGAAGCGCAGGCUGGAGCAGGCAGAGGGACUUGAGCAACCACAGCCACAACCACAGCUACAGCCGUCCCCACAGCAACCAGCAGGUGCGCAAGCUAGCAAUGCUAGUGGGUACGAAGCAGCCACAUCGGGCGCAGUCUCCGUGCCCGUGGCAGCCCCUGUGCCUAUGAACGGCAGUGCGCCUCCCUCAGCCGCAGUGCCCUCCUUAAAAGGUCGCUCUCCCAACGAAGGACGCGGGUUGUACCCCUCCCUCCUCUCCCUCCUCACAAACACCCUCCUCCCAGCCCUCUCCCACCCACGUCUCCAUCGAGCCCAUGCCCGCUUACUCCUCUGGUCGCGCCAAUACCCUCAAGCACUCGAAGCUCACUUGGCCGCUUUCCGUUCUUCUCCUGCUGGAGAUGUAGCACGCUUGAAUGAAGUUGCGGCGGAUUUGACGGGGGAAUUGUGGAAGGAGGUGGUAGUGGAGGUGAAGGAGACUUGUGAGGCAAUUGAGACGUUGAGUGCUAGGAUGGACAAGGAGAAGGAGGGAAAGUUCAAGGCGAGGAGUCUUUUGAGGACAUUCAUGGCGCGAUUCAAGGAUUGGGAGGAGAGGGAGGAGUGGAGCGAAUUGCUGCAGUUGAAAGAGGAGCUCAAGUGAGGUGUGGGGUGUCGUUAAAAAGGCAAUGGAAUUAUAGGAUCUUCUUGACAAA